CCUGUUUCCAAGGAAACGCGAAAUGUUAUUGGACAGCAGGGAAGUCACAAGACUCUAGGAAAAAAAAAAAAAAUAUCCAGCAGGCAGGGAGGCAGGCAGGGAGACACAGGGAAAGCUUGAGACUGCUGGGAAAAUGAGUGAAUCGUUGGUCGUGUGCGACGUCGACGGAGACUUAGUGGAGAAGUUAAGGCAGUUCCGUUUCCGGAAAGAAACCAGCAACGCUGCCAUUAUAAUGAAGAUUGACAAAGACAAACAGCUGGUCAUCUUGGACGAGGAAUAUGAGGACAUUUCUCCAGAUGACCUAAAGGAUGAGCUUCCAGAAAGACAACCCAGGUUCAUUGUUUACAGCUACAAGUACCAGCAUGACGAUGGCCGUGUUUCCUACCCUCUCUGCUUCAUCUUCUCCAGCCCAGUCGGGUGCAAACCUGAACAGCAAAUGAUGUACGCAGGGAGCAAGAACAAGCUGGUGAAGACUGUGGAGCUGACGAAGGUGUUUGAAAUCCGGAACACGGAGGACCUGACCGAGGAGUGGCUGCGUGAGAAACUGGGCUUCUUCGGGUAGAGGCUGCAGCGCGGCGCGGGGCGGG
Messenger RNA from Acipenser ruthenus (sterlet), 587 nucleotides. RefSeq names its product glia maturation factor beta. The record is from RefSeq and is a predicted model, not a curated record. NCBI's taxonomy places the organism in Eukaryota, Metazoa, Chordata, Actinopteri, Acipenseriformes, Acipenseridae. Gene Ontology annotation, biological process: negative regulation of Arp2/3 complex-mediated actin nucleation; actin filament debranching. The coding region runs from base 134 to 562 and encodes 142 amino acids. Gene Ontology annotation, cellular component: actin cortical patch. Gene Ontology annotation, molecular function: Arp2/3 complex binding; actin binding. The transcript is spliced from 7 exons.